Effrenium voratum is the source of this 3224-nucleotide messenger RNA. The record is from the annotation of a GenBank genome assembly. NCBI's taxonomy places the organism in Eukaryota, Dinophyceae, Suessiales, Symbiodiniaceae.
GGCUCCAGCUGACUCUGCGUUCUGCUUGAUUCAGCGACUCGUCCUCACCCCAACGGUCCUGAACCCCCAUUCUCAUAGUUCAAAAGCGAUAAAGCCAACAGCGAUAUCUAUGACGGUCGACGUGGAAGCUGAUCUCUCCAUGGCUGGCAUGAUUUGGUCCUGCCUCAACGAGGCGCUGUGGUUCGCCGCGGGCUUCCUCCUCUUUCGCCUGGCGCUGCGCUGCAACCUGCUGCCCCGCAAGCUGGAGGUGAAGUGGCUGGCAACCAACAGCCCCAGCAGCCCCACCAGCCCCAGCAAGGCGCGGCUGCCGCGGUGCCCGGACUCCGCGAAGGUGGUGGAGGCCGGCGAGUCCAAGGACCACGCGGCGGUGCUGGGCUUGUGGCGCGGCGGAGGCGCUCUGCAGCCCCAGGCCCUGGAGGCAGUGGCCCUGGCUCUGGCGGCGGAAGAGCCGGAGAACAUUGGAGAGCUGGCAGUCUCGUUGGCCAAGACGGCUUUGAAGCCGGCCCUGGUGCAGAGCCUGGUGCAGGCGCUGCUGCGGGCGGGGCACUUGGAGCUGGCCCAGGAGUUUGUGCUGGUCCUGCAGGCCGAGAAGCAGGGCUCGGCCGUGGCGACCAAGGUGUGGGAGCUGAUUGCCGGCACCUUCGCCGCCAGGCUCCAACUGGCGCCCCUGAGGCGCCUGCUGCAAACCCUCGGAGGCGACGCGCGAACCUUCGCGGCCAACGCGGCGACACGGCAGCUGCUGGCGCGCGGUGAAGUGUCGGAGGCGCUGAAGCUGCUGAAGGACCUGGCGCUGGAGACAGUGCACAGCUCCACCGUCACCGCGAUGCUGGAAGCCAAGGACGUGUCCGUCUCCGAGGUCUUGAAGGUCUUGGAAGGUGUCACCCUGCCGAUGGAAGCGGUGACGGGCGCCAUGUCUUCCUUCCUGAAGAGCGACGACUAUGCCAACGCGUGCCUGGUAUUACAACGUCUCCGUCAGCAGGGGCAGGUGCCCUUCCCGGUGCUGGAGCCUCUGCUGAAGCUGGCGGCCAAGCACGACGAGGAGGCCGCCAUCGGCUUGUUGAAGGAGAUGGAGGAGCGGCAGAUGUUCCUCUCCGAGGGCUUCUGCGGGCUGGUGCUGUCCCGCUGCGGGGAGGCCCACCAUAUCCGCCUGGCUGAGGUGGUACAGCGCUACCUCCGGGAUCGCAAGAUGACCACGCUCGCCACCUACAAGACACUGAUGAAGGUCUUCGCCACCUGCGACUUGCUGAGCCGCGCCUGCGAUUUGUACGACGACAUCCUGGCCGACGGCAUCACCCCAGACAGCGUCAUGUACGGCUGCCUGGUGAAGUUUGCGGUGAAGUGCGGCCGCGAGGACCUCUCCCAGCGCCUGUUCAAUGCUGCGUCGGACAAGCCCCAGGGCGGCGACGUGCAGAACUACAUGUGGCUGAUUCGAUCCGCAGGUCAGAAGCGGGACGUGCCACGUGCCAUUGGACUCUUGCGGCAGUUGGAGAAGACCACCGCGGUGGAUGCGGCGGUGUACAACUCCGUGCUGGACGUGUGCAUGAAUUCCGGGGAUGCGGAGCAGGGCGAGGCCAUCUUCCAGGAAAUGCAUCAGAAGCACCUGGUGACGCUCAUUAGCUACAACACGUUGUUGAAGGGCUAUGCUGCCAAGGGCGACUUUGGGCGCGCCCAGAAGCUGCUUCACGAGAUGAAGGCCGCUGGCCACGUGCCCAACUCCGCUUCCUUCAACUGCCUCAUCAGCGCAGCAGUCUCCGAAGGGGACUUUGACCAAGCCUGGAGUCUCUACGAGAAGAUGCAGAAGUCUGGCGUGGAGGCAGACAGCUUUACCGUGUGCAUUCUCAUGAAGAUCGUGCGGAAGGCGCGAAGCCGCCAGGAAGCCCAGUGGGCCCUGUCCAUCCUGGACCAGUCCAAGGUGGAGAUAUGCAAAGACGAGGUUCUCUUGAACACCAUCCUCGACGCCUGCAUUCACUUGAAGGACGUGCGGCGCCUCUCCUGGGUCCUCCGACAGUUCGAAAAGGCCACGCUGAAGCCAUCGGUGCAGAACUAUGGGCUGAUCAUCAAGGCCUACGCCUGCCUGAAGCAGACCAACAAGUGCUGGUCAGUGUGGCAUGAGAUGACGGAUAAGGAGCAGCGAGGCCUCUUGCCCUCUGAUGUGGCGCUGAGCUGCAUGCUGGAUGCCAUUGUCAGUGCUGGCCAGGUGGACGAUGCACUCCUCCUCUUCCAGAAGUGGCGCAAGGCGGUCCCUCCCAACACCAUCAUCUUCUCCAACCUCAUCAAAGGCUUCGCAGUACAGGGCGACGCCGAGCGAGCCAUGGACAUGUACCGUGAGCUGAAGGCGGAGGGCCUCCGCAUGAACCUGGUGGCCUACUCCACGCUCAUGGAUGCCCAGGCGCGGGCUGGGAACUUGGACAAGGCCCACAGCUUGCUGGAGCAGAUGGUGCAGGACGGAGUGCAGCCUAAUACCAUCACCUACUCUUCGCUGGUGAAGGGUCAUUGCCUGAAGAGCGACCUGGAUGGGGCGCUCCGAGUCUUCGAGGCGAUGGUGGCCAAGGGCAUUUUGCCGGACACGGUGAUGUACAACACGCUGCUGGACGGAGCAGUACGGAGCAGCCGCUUCAACCUCUGUGAUCAGCUGCUGCAGGAGAUGUCCAAGUCCGGAACGGAGCCUUCGAACUUCACUCUGUCCAUCAUCGUCAAGAUGUGGGGCAAGCGCAAGCAGCUGGACAAGGCCUUUGCGGCGGUGCGCCAGCACAGCCAGGCGGGGCACGUACACCUCGACUCCAAGCUUUGCACCUGCCUGAUCAGCGCCUGCUUCCACAACGGCGCGCCCCAACGUGCCAUAGCGGCGCUCGAGGAGAUGAAGUCCCUGCCGCACUGCGAUGGCCCGGACGCCGGCACCUACGAGCAGCUGGUGGAACAGCUGGUGAAGGCGCGGAUGGGCCAGGAGGCGGCGAAGGUGGCGCGGCAGGCGCUGGGCCUGGCCGUGAAGGGCCAGAUCAAGCCGCUGAACAACCUGGUGUUGCGGCAGCUGCAGCGGCACCUGGAGCAGAGCGGUCACGCUCACCUGUGGACCGCCCUGAAGGAGCAACUGUAGCUCCGGCUGGCAACUUGCCGGCACUGCGUCUUUUGAGACGCCUCCUUAUCCCCGGCUGUUGCCGGGCUUUUUCUCUUUUGAGACGCCUCCAGGAAGGCAUUGCCUUCGCACGCUGAGCGGAUGGCAACCA